Pomacea canaliculata is the source of this 2044-nucleotide messenger RNA. RefSeq lists its product as uncharacterized. NCBI's taxonomy places the organism in Eukaryota, Metazoa, Mollusca, Gastropoda, Architaenioglossa, Ampullariidae. Bases 541 to 1692 code for a protein of 383 amino acids. The transcript has 3 exons. The record is from RefSeq and is a predicted model, not a curated record.
CUCAGGCUACACCAUGGGUAUCUUACUAACCCGCUAAUAAAAACAUUGGAAUGCGGAACAUUUGACGAGAUAUUGACUGUCGUGGUUACUGCAACAGCUGUUGGUGGCAGGUGGAGAGGUACAACCAAGGUAUGUCGUCGCUGUCGUACGUGACCUUAACAUUCAUCGACCAGCCUGUCAUAGGCCUACGCCUUUUUGUAUCGUUUAGAUAAGAAGAAAGGGGAUUUAAAUGUUUUAGAUGUGAUUAACGAAUAAGAAUUUUCACAUGCUACUCAUUAGUUCUAAAGCCUCCUCCUCGAUACAGGUGUGUGCAUGCGAGUGUUGCUUAUAUGCGCGUGCGCACGUUUAUUCAGACACGCUCCAUAGAACACAAUGUCACGCUGCUCUGUUUACAUGCAUGGGAGGCCUUGCACCCUUCAGGGUCGCAAUCGAUCAUAUGCUUUCUUGGAACCCUAUCUCUCUAUUCCCGGAAUACACAGAGGGAGGAAAACAAAUGUUUAAACCGAGUUAACACUAAAAGAAAUUCAUGUGGUACGGCGGAUGAUACUUCGAUCUUCCUGCACGUAUUUGGUUUACAUUUACUAUUAUUACAGAAAGACAGAGUGUGCUGACAACAGGGGGAACAUGAACGAUGAAGACCAAGAUGAUUUUCACGACUUCGUUGUGCGUUGUGCUGGAGCCGGACUAGCAAACAAUCCUACUACCAAGGACUUUGGAUGUCGUGAGAGAGAGGAACUACUUAAUCACGGUAAUGAAACCGAUUUUGAGCGUCUUGAGGAAGUGGAAAUAGACCACCAUUUCAUUGACACCAAAGGAGUUAAAAACCAAGAUAAAGCCGAAAUCGACAACCACAUUACUGCUGCGGAAGACUUUAAAUGGCUUGAUGGACCGGAACUAGAUAGCCACACUGCUGACACAGAAGGAUUAGGGCGUCGUGAUACAACAGGUCUACAUAUCUACACUACUGACACCAAUGAUCUUAGGAGUGGAGAUGGAGCGGAACUAGACAGCCACACUACUAUCACAGAAAACUUCAGAUAUCGUAUUAAUGCAGGAGUAGUCAGCCACUAUGCUGCCACAGAACAUUCCGGAAGUGGUAACGGAAGCGGACUAAUACACUGCGGUACUGAUACUAAGGAAGUCCGAAGAAGUGAUGGAGUGGCACUUGACAGUCAUUCUAACGACAACGAAAAUUCUGGGUGUCGCGUUAGAACGGGUCUCGAUGGCCACGCUACUCACACCAAUGAUCUUUGGAGUCGAGAUGUUGCGGGAUUCGACACCAAAAAAGUAGAGGUUCGGAAUGGCGUAGGACUACUUCGCAAUGAUACCAUCAGAGAAGAGUGUGGGUGUCGUGAUGGAGCGGGACUAGAUAGCCAUGCUGCCGACACCACCGAAGUUGGAUGUCAUGAUGGAGCGGGACUAGAUAGCCACGUGUCCGACACCACCGAAGUUGGAUGUCAUGAUGGAGCGGGACUAGAAAGCCACGUGUCCGACACCACCGAAGUUGGAUGUCAUGAUGGAGCGGGACUAGAUAGCCACGUGUCCGACACCACCGAAGUUGGAUGUCAUGAUGGAGCGGGACUAGAUAGCCAUGCUGCCGACACCACCGAAGUUGGAUGUCAUGAUGGAGCGGGACUAGAUAGCCACGUGUCCGACACCACCGAAGUUGGAUGUCAUGAUGGAGCGGACUAGAUAGCCAUGCUGCCGACACCACCGAAGUUGGAUGUCAUGAUGGAGCGGGACUAGAUAUCCACGUGUCCGACACCACCGAAGUUGGAUGUCAUGAUGGAGCGGGACUAGAUAGCCAUGCUGCCGACACCACCGAAGUUGGAUGUCAUGAUGGAGCGGGACUAGAGCCAUGCUGCCGACACCACCGAAGUUGGAUGUCAUGAUGGAGCGGGACUAGAUAGCCACGUGUCCGACACCACCGAAGUUGGAUGUCAUGAUGGAGCGGGACUAGAUAGCCACGUGUCCGACACCACCGAAGUUGGAUGUCAUGAUGGAGCGGGACUAGAUAGCCAUGCUGUCCGACACCACCGAAGUU